UUCUCCAAAUCCCCAAGCGUGUUCAGAGGAAAACCCUGUAAAACCCUUAAAACCAGGAUUAUUUAGUUUCAUAAAUUCAAAUCUCCUAACUGUAAACUCUCUUCCACUACUUUCUCUUCGCUUUGUGUUGUAUUAGGAUCCGAUCGCAAAGGCAACGAGGGUUAGGAUUUUUGAAUUCGAUGGCGUUGACGAACUUCAUACUCACGGUGGCCGGCGUUAGCGCCGUGAUUCUUCUUCUGAGGAGCGAUGUGAAGCAAUCCGCCACCAUCUUCAGGCGUAACGUCAAGCAUAUCCGCCAUUGGCUCGAAGAAGAAUCCGCCGCUGCCUCCAAGGCAGCAGAGAAGACAAUUCCGAAGGAGCUGGAAUCAAAGGUUCCCAAAAAAGAUAUUCCGAAGGAAGACAAGCACUAAUAUUCAUAUUAUCCACACUCUGGGACUGUUUUUGUGUGAGUUACCUAGUCACUCCUUUCAACUUUUCUUCUUUCUUUCUUUUUUCUUUUUAAUAAGGCAAUAUGUAGAGAUUUCCCGCUUUAAUUGAUCCUUUUUUCUAGCCUUUUUUCUCUCUUUUUUUUUUUUCUUUUUUUUUUUUUUUAUAUAUUGGAUAUAUACUGGAUACGUACCUAAGAAAAUUUAUAUAUUAUUUUAUGAAAGAAGAGAAAUAUCUUUGCUAGUCAAUGAUCAUUAUUGGAUAUUACAUUUUAAAGGUUAUCCUUGAGACAUAAGCAAACCCAUUAAAUAGGGUCAUAAAGUCGCUCAUUCUUGUAUUGUAUGUUGAACUUCCCCUUUUUUUUUUUUUUCAGCACUGAAUCUAUUACAUUUUAUGAGUGAUUGCUGACAAGGAUUUUUGUGUCAAAAAGCAGGGUGUGAAGAAAUUGUGAGGUAG
Messenger RNA from Ziziphus jujuba (common jujube), 882 nucleotides. RefSeq lists its product as uncharacterized. The record is from RefSeq and is a predicted model, not a curated record. The transcript has 2 exons. Bases 180 to 410 code for a protein of 76 amino acids. NCBI's taxonomy places the organism in Eukaryota, Viridiplantae, Streptophyta, Magnoliopsida, Rosales, Rhamnaceae.